UCGGUACUCCGAGGUCAAACAAACAGUUGUCAGUCGCAGUAAUCUAGGAAACAUGGCCGUCUGCAAGAAAUGGACUCUCGCCAAGGCAUUCUCCGGUCCCCCGGAUGCCUCCAACUUUAAGCUCGAAACCGAGGAGUUGCCCAAGCAACUAAAAGAGGGAGAAGUCCUCUGUGAAGCGGUUUUCCUGAGUGUCGAUCCCUAUAUGAGAUUAUUUCCUGUAGAUGUCGGCUCUGUUAUGUUUGGUGAACAAAUAGCCAGAGUGACCAAGAGUGAGAACCCGAAUUACCCCGUGGGGACGUUCGUCCAGAUCAUGGUCGGCUGGAGGACCCAUACCGUCCUCUCUGACCCCACCAAACUCAACAAGGUCAUGGACAUGGGGGAUCUGUCCAAAUCACUGGCGCUCGGACCUCUUGGAAUGCCAGGCAUGACGGCAUAUUUCGGUUUCUUGGAUGCUUGUCACCCCAAGCCUGGUGAGAUUGUCUACGUUAAUGGAGCCGCGGGAGCGGUGGGCAAUCUUGUAGGACAGAUCGCUAAGAUCAAGGGUUGUACGGUCAUCGGCAGUGCCGGAAGUGAGGAAAAGUGUAAGUGGUUGAAAGAAGAGCUUGGAUUUGACGCAGUGUUCAAUUACAAGAAGACACCGCUAGAGGACGCACUGAAGGAACACGCCCCGAAAGGAAUUGACUGCUUCUUUGAUAACGUCGGAGGGAAUGACACAACUACCGUCCUGAAGCACAUGAACAAAUGCGGAAGAGCCGCCAUUUGUGGCGCCAUUUCACAAUAUAAUAGGGAGGAGAAAGACAAAGAUAAAGGUGAGCUUCCAUACUCCGCCAUUUUGAUGAACAUGUUGCACGUGGAGGGAAUACAGGGCUGGCAUCACGUGGCCAAAUGGCCAGAGGCACUCAAACAGAUUCUUCAAUGGAUUAAGGAGGGCAAGGUAAAGUAUAAGGAGUCAGUAACAGAGGGAUUCGAAAACACCGUCCCGGCAUUCAUUGGACUUUUUUCUGGUCAAAAUAUUGGUAAAGCUCUGAUCAAAAUAUAAAGUGUCUCUAGAGCGUGGA
Molecule: messenger RNA, 1058 nt
Organism: Magallana angulata
Lineage: Eukaryota; Metazoa; Mollusca; Bivalvia; Ostreida; Ostreidae
Product: prostaglandin reductase 1-like
Exons: 9
Coding region: 53-1039 (328 amino acids)
Biological process (GO): prostaglandin metabolic process
Cellular component (GO): cytoplasm
Molecular function (GO): 15-oxoprostaglandin 13-reductase [NAD(P)+] activity; 2-alkenal reductase [NAD(P)H] activity
Source: RefSeq, a predicted model, not a curated record